Messenger RNA from Protobothrops mucrosquamatus (brown spotted pit viper), 557 nucleotides. RefSeq names its product testis expressed 264, ER-phagy receptor (gene TEX264). Gene Ontology annotation, cellular component: autophagosome membrane; replication fork; endoplasmic reticulum membrane. Lineage: Eukaryota; Metazoa; Chordata; Lepidosauria; Squamata; Viperidae. The annotation marks the transcript as partial. The record is from RefSeq and is a predicted model, not a curated record. Gene Ontology annotation, biological process: reticulophagy; protein-DNA covalent cross-linking repair. The transcript is spliced from 2 exons.
AGGAUCUGCAUUCAGUAAUCUUUGGUCUCAUCUCUUGUCAUUAGUUGAUAAUCUGAACAGUGGAUGCAUCAGAAGCCAUGUCGGACUGGCUUCUAAUUGGAUUGUUUGUGGCAUUGGUGCUGCUUCUGUUGCUGACGAUCUUCGGCUUUGCUGUUUAUUCGGGACUAUUUACAGAAGUAAUUGUGAAUGCUGGUUUGCCCCCCAUUGGCAACAUCACUGUGGCAUACAAAUUCCAGGUGGGGCCUUAUGGUGACUCUGGAAGGUUUUUUACAGAGAGCUGCAGCGUCUCUCCAAGGCUGUCUUCUAUCGCUAUCUACUAUGACAACCCUCACACGGUGGAUCCAGAGAAAUGUCGCUAUGCUGUAGGUAGUGUCCUGAGUGAAGGCGAAGACAAACCAUCUGAAGAAGCGAUCCGCAUGUUUCUGAAGUAUGGCUUCAAGAUUAUCAACUUCCCAGCUCCUAGUCAUGUAGUCCUGGCAACCUUCCCUUAUACAACUCCCCUAUCCAUCCAUCUGGCAGUGAACCGUGUCCAUUCAAGUCUUGACGUCUACAUCAAG